Molecule: messenger RNA, 3772 nt
Organism: Dinoponera quadriceps
Lineage: Eukaryota; Metazoa; Arthropoda; Insecta; Hymenoptera; Formicidae
Exons: 13
Coding region: 1282-3642 (786 amino acids)
Source: RefSeq, a predicted model, not a curated record
CAAAAUGACUGUUCAGCCAAGUUAUCGUUUUUAUCGCCUGCCUAUUCUUUAAUGCAUCAUCCAUCAUUCAGUGGCAUUUCUUUCAAUAAAUUAAAACGUUGCUCAUUAUAGUGAUAAAUUGCAGAAAUUGUCGCACGAACACAUAGGAAAAUACAUUCAAACAACGAAAUAAUUAUAACAAAAAUAUACCUGUUUCUAAUAUGACUUGACAUUAUGUUAUAAGGGACAAUAUUCUUAUCGACAUGAAUAUUUCCAAAAGUUAAUAGGACACGUCCAUUUGAUCAUGGAUAUUUUUAGCUAUCGGAUGUGUUCGUAAAAUAUCUCCCUCAGAGUGACUGGAUUCUUUGGCGCAUUAUUCACAAUCUGUCAAUAUUGGACAGGAUACAAUGAACGUAAGAACCAAUGACGAAGAUAAUGCGAGCCAACUGAGACAUACAACGCGCUUCUACUUUCGCUCUUUUGCGCAGAUGAUUAGACGAGCGUUCUGACGGGCUUCGUAUUACUAUUGUUGUUACGUUAACGCAUCCUGUUCGCAUAUGCUCAGAUUUAAGUGUAAUUUACGAUGAUUAACAAUGACGUUAGCUAUGCACGAUACAAAGUUUGAUAGUUCGCAAACACUUCAUACUUGCGCGUCAUUCUAUAUCCGUACAUACUUAUUGGCAAUACUUGAGUAAAAUGGACAAUCCAUAUGUCAAUAUAAAUGGUUUUAUAGUCGCCUCUAUUAAAUAAUGAUUUUUUAUGAAAAAAUGUACGCGAUAAUACUUCGGGUUUGUUGGAAUUCUCAAAGUUUCAAAGAGUAUGCCGAUAUAAUUCAUUUAAAAGAAAUCUUCAAAAUAUGCUGAAUUGUGUGCAUAAAUGAAAAGUCCGAAUGCCGUUUUAUUAAUAAAAUUUAUCAUAUUAACACAUUUUAUCAUCUUUCGAUAUUAAUUUCAAAUUUACAGGAAGAGGGAUAUACCGUCUCCUUUAAACAUUGUUCCGAUAGCUCUUACAUAGAUUGGCGUAAAACAUUUAACCCGAUAUUACAACAGAAUAUUAGAUGGCUGCGAGAUAUUUAUAAAUUCAAGCAAUCCUGAGGUAUAUCGUGCUUCGCUCAUCGAAGGAGACACCUUCGAUUGUGCAACGACGCACGUUGACGCCCAGAUUUACUUUUUCAUUCGUGUUAUCGUCAAUGUAACCGACGACACGUUACUCCUCUGUAAACUUACGCGAACGGAACUUUAUAAGUACGCCGGACAUUUUUGUGUCGAGUCUUUCGUUCGAGUUUUCUCUUACGGUCGCGUUAUGGAAUCACGCGUGUUCUGGUUUACCGUCAUGUGCAUGCUGUGCAUAGAUGCAAUCGGUGAAUCAAUGUGUACAAAAGUUUUUGCACCGAUUAAUAACAUUUUUCAAGUAGAUGCCAGGACAGAGGAAACGCAAACUGAACGAUUGAUUCACAUGCAAACAAGACCGGUUGAAACUACAUGGAAGGACGACACGUUCGAAUCUGAAAUCCUGAAUGAAUCUCCAAGAGUGAAGGAUUUAUCAGUGAAGAUGAAAAUUUUUAGUAAAUUUGAAAAUGCAAGGUGUUCCAGAUACUGCAUAGGACAGUUGGAAACUGGCAAAGAUAAUCCAUUUGAAGACAUCAAUCUGUUUUGGUCAUUCGCCGGAAGCAAAAACGAAACGGAUCAAUUUUCAUUAGAAAGUAGCCCAAAGUUAAAAAUAUCAAAAUUCAUCGAUAAAAGCUUAACAGAUUCAGAUAACAACUGCCAAAUUUACCUCUAUCUGAGUUGCGGCAUUAUAAAUAUGGAAAGAAAUUCGACUGAUGGACAUGAAAAAGUAGACUCGAAUAUAGAAAUUAAUCGAGAGAGCACUGAGUUCUCCCAGGAAUUUUUUCGGCGUAACAGCUCAGAAUUUUUACAAAAGGAAAAAUUAGUGCACAAGGCUUAUUUAAGCGGAUAUACCGAAACCAAGUUCUAUGUAGACGCCAAUAUAACGGAAAUUAUAUUCAACAUUCGGGGAAAUCUUACACGCGCGGUUCUGGCUAUACCUACAAACAGGACGAUGCGGAGAUCAGGAAUAACAAUGUCGUUGGCACGUACGUACGACAUGAAAGGGGUGGUCAUCGGCGCGCGCAAUCCUCCGCCAGGUGGCUGGGUCGCGAAACUUGCGGGGGUGGAAAAUUCAAAGUACAACUUCGACGUGACCGGUUACUUCGGAGCAAGCGAGGAAAAUAACACGAGGGAUGAAAUUAUCGACGUUAAGUCCGUGAGCGAAUUCAAAGAAGACCUUGAUCGAAUGUUAAAUAGGGGUCAUAUUUCACAGAAUGAAGCAACGGUCACAAUGAUGGAAAAUUUUAAUCAAUUCAAUAAAGAGACCUGCAAAGAUAUAGCCAACGAACGAGUUGGUGAUUCAAUGCUUCUAAUAAAAUCUAACGUGAGUAAGAAACCGAAGUACGUGUUCGAGAGAUCUGCUGAAAUUGUAAACACACGAACAAGUACUGAUGCAGCCAUGACAGACGAUUUUUCUAAUGCGUCACUCUCCUCACUUGAAGCUACCGCGAUGAAGGACAUUAUCAACAAUUCUGCCCUACCUAAUCAUUCCUUAGCGAGUCAUGGCAAUAUCGAAAUUCCACAAAAAGUAUCAAAUAGGACGAUAUUCGGCGACAGAAUGCUUGCUCUGCAGCUGAGAGAGCAAGAGCAGAAAAUCGAUGCGCGAUCAUCCGAAGUCGCCUCGUUGAAUGAAAACGAUAUGAAUGUGAAGCCAUUCGCUAGUAACAACGUAUCGAUGAAAAUAAUACAAAAUCAAGAAGCGAGACUGGCAGGGAAUAGCAAAGAGGAUAUUUUUGCAAGACAAAAAAUACUGAUAGAAGUGAAUCCCGAAAGCAGUUUGUUGGCUGUACCAGGAAGAAUACACACAAUAUUCUUUGAUUUAACGAAUAAUUGCGUUCUUACAGUCAGAUAUGCAGUUCGAGCAACGAGUUCGUCAUUUAGGAUAUAUAAUAUACGACCUCCUUACGUAUGGUUAUACCCGGGACAGACCAACUACGUAGCUGUGGAUGUCGUUGUACCGGCAGGAAUCAGACAAGAUACAAUAAAUACGCUCACAUUGUUUGUCGAUGGUACGGAAAUAUCGGAAAAAACGGUGUAUCUUUACGUUCAAGAUUCCUCCGCCAAGAUCACUGAUAAUGUGAAACCAACAAUCGAAUACUCGUUCAAUAGUAAUUGCGCCGGUAAUUUAAACAAAGGUCGGUGCGAAAAAACGUUUUGGAGCGCUGACAUCACUAUUCAAGAUUCCGAUUCAGGUUUGAAAAGCGUAACUUCGACUCCAAAUAAAAUAUAUCCACGCACUGAUUUCAUAAGUGGCACGAAAAACUCCGUAACAUUUUAUUAUUUGUCUACAUGCUGCUCUACGAUAGCCACAGUUACAGCAACUGAUUUGCUAAAUAAUCAACACUCUCGUAACAUAGAUGUGACAGAAUGGGACAAUCUAUCGCAGGGAGAAAUAGCCGCUAUCGUAGUGGGUGCAUUAUUUCUUCUCUUUCUUCUGAUACUCCUCAUCGUCGCAAUAGUCUAUUGCGUUCGUAAGAGGAAUGGUCAUGAUCUACCUUACACACAAAGAUACGGCUCUAGGCCACCUGCCAGAUCUGAAAGAACCAGCUUCUAACAACAUUCCUGUUGGAAUCGGCUACAUCGUUGGCAACUGAACCACAAACCCCUAGAAAUAUUACAUCUAUACAUGCCAGUCUGUAUAUUGAUAAAAUAUUUCAUUUAUAUAAAUUUCUACAUAAAAUUAA